Molecule: messenger RNA, 798 nt
Organism: Saxophila tyrrhenica
Lineage: Eukaryota; Fungi; Ascomycota; Dothideomycetes; Mycosphaerellales; Extremaceae
Gene: VMA8
Product: H(+)-transporting V1 sector ATPase subunit D
Exons: 3
Coding region: 1-798 (265 amino acids)
Biological process (GO): vacuolar acidification
Cellular component (GO): vacuolar proton-transporting V-type ATPase complex; fungal-type vacuole membrane
Molecular function (GO): proton-transporting ATPase activity, rotational mechanism
Source: RefSeq, a predicted model, not a curated record
AUGUCGUCCGGCGCAGGCCGCGAACCAGUCUUCCCCACCCGCCAAUCCCUCGGCGCAAUGAAGUCCAAACUCAAAGGCGCCCAAACCGGGCACGACCUCCUCAAACGCAAGUCCGAAGCCCUCACCAAACGCUUCCGUGAAAUCACCAAGCGCAUCGACGAAGCCAAGCGCAAAAUGGGGCGCGUCAUGCAGAUCGCCGCUUUCUCUUUGGCCGAAGUCACGUACGCGACGGGGAACGAUGGGAUCAAGUACCAGAUUACCGAGUCGGUAAGGCAGGCGAAGUUUAGGGUUAGGACGAGGCAGGAGAAUGUGAGCGGUGUGUUUUUGCCGCAGUUUGAGAGUUUUCAGAUGGAGGGGAGUAGUGAGUUUGGGAUGACGGGAUUGGGGAAGGGUGGCCAGCAGGUCGCGAGGAGUAGGGAGACGUAUACGAGGGCUGUGGAGACGCUGGUGGAGUUGGCGAGUUUGCAGACGGCGUUUGUGAUUUUGGAUGAGGUGAUUAAGGUGGUGAACAGGAGAGUGAACGCUAUUGAGCACGUCAUCAUCCCCCGAACGGAGAACACGAUCAAGUACAUCAACAGCGAGCUCGACGAGCUAGAUCGAGAGGAGUUUUUCCGGCUCAAGAAGGUCAAGAAUGUCAAGGAGAGGGCGGCGGCUGCGGAGGAGGCGGAGAGGCAGCAGAGGAAGCGGAGAGAGAGCGAUAAGGAGAAUCAAACAGAUGGCGCCGACUCGGGGCAGGGCAAUGAGAGUGGUGGCAAGAACGUGCUUGGGGAUGAGGGGGAUGAGGAUCUGAUAUUCUAA